Messenger RNA from Dendroctonus ponderosae (mountain pine beetle), 7977 nucleotides. RefSeq lists its product as uncharacterized. Gene Ontology annotation, molecular function: serine-type endopeptidase activity; protein binding. The transcript has 19 exons. Gene Ontology annotation, biological process: proteolysis. The record is from RefSeq and is a predicted model, not a curated record. Bases 289 to 7152 code for a protein of 2287 amino acids. Lineage: Eukaryota; Metazoa; Arthropoda; Insecta; Coleoptera; Curculionidae. Gene Ontology annotation, cellular component: plasma membrane.
UGAACCCGGGUUACCUGUGGUUCGUUCAGUCCGCUAGUGAAUACAGACAAGUGGCGAAUCGAUCGUUAGAAAAAAAACUGAAACCGACUUUGUGUGCUUUUUCAGUGCUUUGUGCUUAUUGGCCGCGAAAUUGACUGGAAUUGUGGAUUUUAUUACCAUUUGGAUUAGGGCUUUUGUCGGCUGAUUUGCUGAUUGCACCGAAUUGAUCGAAGAAACCCAGCAUUGGUAAUGGAUAAAUCUGGUUUCUAGUUCAAACAGAAAGCCACGAGAUUUAUUAACACCACAGCAAUGGACGCUGACAGUAGCUAUGGAGGCAGCGAUACCGCUCAAGACUCGCACUCAGCUCACGAAAACAGCGCAAACUUUGAGGCUCACAGCAAUCACCCGGAGGUGACCACAAUGGCCGUGCACAGCAUUCCCACUGCGGUUGAAGAGGCGCCCACUAAUCAAUACUACCACAAGAACGAAGUCACCUUGCCCAUUCACUAUGACGAAACCGACUUCAAAAGUGCAUCGAAACCAAAAGAGCCGCAUUACAUGUCGACAGUCAACCUCAAUAUCAAGCAAACCUUGGAGAAUCACAGCAACUUGGAGGAGAUGAGCAAAAACUACAAGAGUACCAGCUAUUUGAAUGGCGACGAAUCACCGCAGAGCGUGAAGAAGGACGCGGGAAUCGAAAAUCCAGGUUUCGAUGAUGACGAGCAUUUUGGAAAUGGUGCAGUGAAAAGUACAUUUAACCAAUCGAAACCAUACAACGGGGAUUUAAAGAAGUUCGAAGAACCAACAACAGAAGCCGUCAAUCUGGAGCUGAUCAACCUGAAGCCAGUGGGAAAAGAUGUGGCUGGACCUUACGAGAUUGGCUUUAAUGGAGUCAGCGGAAUUCCCAUAAAGAUGGAAGAUGAUGCGGAAAUGGGAAAUCCGUACGAUGAAUACUUCGUGCCUGUUAAUGAGCAUCGCAAAUAUAUGAGUAACGCCCGUAAAGGCCGUAACAGCGUAACAUUCGCUGAAAUCAUUGCGGCCGGCGAAGAGAGCAAUCUGGCCAAUGACGACGAUUCCGUUCAGUAUCCUCGAUGGAUGAACCAAUCAACACGAGGCGAAAAACUCUACGUAACCAUGGACAAAAGGAGCAAAAAGAGCAGAAACAAAUGCCUAUGUUGGACUGUUUGUUUAUGCAUUGUGGCAGCCGCUUUGAUUAUUGGCAUUUUAGCAGCUGUGGGAGUAAUCGGAAAUCAAGGACCAAUGACACCAAAGGAAAUAACCGCAAGACAUUUCAAUGGAAAUGAGGCGCAAGUGAAAGGCGCUGCUGUAUUCGCAGGCUCCGAUCAACAGUCCAUCGCCAAUCCAUCCAGUUCGCCUGGACCGCCCUUGAGUACCGUUUCCAGCCUAUUACCUACAACGGACACUUCAAUGAUUCAUGUGCCCAGAGCUUUGGAAUCGGAAAUCGUCAUUGACAACAUGGAAUUCACUCAGGAACUUGCAAACAAAAACAGCUCAGAGUAUCAAAGGUUGGCAGCCAAUCUGGAGGAGACUUUGAAGAACACUCUCUUCCCCAGCGAUAUGCUCAAGUACGGCUCUGCAGACAUCGAGGUGAAAAUAAUAGAGUUUCUAUCAGGGAGCGUGGUGGCUAAAUACCGCAUUGCAUGGCGCUUCAAAGAGGGCAUCCACAAUGCAAAGGAUCCGAUGACUACCGAAUUGCUGCAGCGCAAAAUCGACAACAUCCUGCAGCGAAACCAGGGCCUAAUCGAUUCCUACCACAUAGCUAACCGUCCGAUCAACGCCCAGAAAAUCACCGAUCUCUGCCAAGUUCAGAACAACGGUUGCGAGCAUUUAUGUGAAUUUGACUACAGGAAUCGCCUGGAUUUCAUGUGCACAUGUCCAAAAGGAAUGAUGCUGGCAGCUGAUGGAAAGAAAUGUGAGGAAAUUCCUGCAACAGCGGAACCCAGCCCGGAACCGAAUAGCUUUGGAGCUCCCGCACAAACAACUAUUUUUCCUCCAAUAGCACCAGAACCAGCAAUAUUCCACUACCAUCCUUCAGCUGCACCUGAGGCUGCUUCACAACCAGAACCUUCCUCAGAACCGGAACCAUCUUCAGAACCAGAACCAUCCGCAGAACAACAACCAUCUGCUGAACCCCAACCGUCUGCCGAACCAGAACCUGAACCGUCAGCGGAACCUGAACCUUCUGCUGAACCUGAACCUGUGGCAGAACCAGCUUCAGUGCCUGAACCAACUUCUGAACCUAAACCGGCUGCAGAACCGCAACCUGAGCCUAAUGCCGAUCCUGAACCAGCCGCGGAACCUAAACCUGAGCCUGAAUCAACUGCCGAACCUGAAGCGGAGCCUAAUUCUAAUCUUGAACCAAUCUCGCAUGCUGAACCUGAACCCAAAUCGGAACCCUCAGCUGAACCGGAACCGACCCUUGAGCACACCUCAGAAAUGGCAACUGAGGAACGAAAAAAUGAGUCAUCCAAUGAAAAUUCCGUUCACCAUGUGCCGGUGUUUGUUCAGGUUGAAGACCAAACCGACGAGGCGAUCUCAGCACAUGAGCCAGAGCUUCAGAGCAGCAAAACUGAGUCCACCUUGGAUACAAAUGUUGACGCUGAGCCAAACGACGUAGACUUUGGACGUGAGCAACCAAGCAACGAUCAAUAUCCGCACAUUAUUCCAGUGGUUCCCAUCCACGAAAGUACCACCAAACGGGAUAUGGAUUUUCAAUCAGUUACUGAAAUUUCCAGCACUCAUGUAACUGAAAAGCCGAUUUUGCAAACGGAGCUGAGACACAUAAUGAGGGGCCAUGAAAUACUGGCGGAAGACUCCACCCAUGGUAAUUUUGUACCAGACUUCCACACGGAAAUUGAGGAUCUGGAACAUCACGAUGAUGACUAUCACUUUGUGAAUGAAGAUGCCACAUACUUGGACCCGAGCACUGAACGGACUGUGGAAGAACCCUCUCGGGUACCAGAUGACAGAAAGCUGGAAAACAAUUUGAAGCAUUUUAUUCCUGUUGUUGUUGCCGCUUCAGAAGCCACUAGUAAGGAACCUGCUAUUGAAACUACUACCAUGCGCUGGCUGUCUGACGAAAAACUCAAUCAAGCAGGAAUAAUAAAAGUGGUGAUUCCAGAAGCGGAAGUUUUUACUACCACAAUGCCAGACACUGCGACAUCGCCAGCAGUCAAUGCGGUAGAAGAAGAAAGAACGAAUGUUGCAACUGAAGAACUUCAAACCGAUCUGCCUCAGCACUAUAACAAAGUUCCGGAGUUCAACCAGGCAGGAGUUUUGGAACAGGCCACAAGUACUACUUCGGAAUCUUCAAACCCUUCUUCCUCCUCUGAACCUUUCACCGAGAUACCCCACCACGAAGUCCUCCUCAACAUUACUACUACGCCAUCUUCCAACUCUUUGGUCGAAGAAUCCACAAAAAUGCCUCACCAACAAAUCCAAGAAUUCCACCAAGACCUUGCCAUGCCUUCAGCUACUGCUACAGAAUCUUCUAACUCUUCCUCCUUAGUUGGGGAGUCCACGGAAAUGACCCAUCAAGAGAGCCUGGAGCUCAAUACAGACAUUUCCAAAUCGCAGUCCUUAAAUUCUUCCUCCUUUACUGAAAGCUCCACAGACCAUCCCAAAGAACACAUGUUUGAAUCUUCAAUGACUGCAAGCACCACCACAGAACCAUCAAAUAUUUCGUCACUUGUUGAAGCCAUCAAUCAUCCCACAAAUGAAGAUUUCCAACUGAAUCAAGCCUCAAUGAGCGACCAAUCCACCAGCAGCACCACAUCAUCGCUGGGUGAAAACGAGCAUGCAAUGAAUCAGACUCAUCAACAAUAUCAAACGGAACAGGCCAUGAUCGAGCACAACAUGUCGCCAUUUUUACCGGAAAUUGAAAAUGAGCAUGAGCACCUACUCAGGCACCAUUUCGUGCUAAAUGAAACUGACGCCAACGAAACUAAGCCUGGCAGUUUGGAGAAUGAUCAACUGAACCAUACCAAUCCAUUUGACCCCAACCCAACCGACACCACUGCAUUGGGCGUAAUUCCUUUAACAAACGAAGACAAUGAAAUUAGUGAAGAAGUCCAUCAUCCUGCUGUAGAAACAGCUCAAGAUGAGACAACAGUGAAAAUGGAAAAUGGAAGUAGCACCACUGCCCCGUCCAUUUUGGUAGGAAGUCUGGACGAAAAUCAGCCUGCGGAUGAAGAAAACAUGACUCUGCCUCCGGAGGUUUUCAAUAACGUGCACAGCAACAGCUUCUUUGAAAAGGAUCUCAGAGAAGAUAAAGCUGCCAUUGCAGUUGAACCCGCAAUCACCACCACAAUGCCCACCGCUUCUUCUUCGCCAAAAAUUACCACUGAAGCCACAACCACUGAAGAAGAAAUUUCAUCCACAAUGAUUGCUGUAUCAGCUGCCAACACCUCAAACGCCAUUGAACCCCAAAGCAGCACUGAAGACUUGGUGGCAAUGGAGACCACUACCAAUAAUAUGGCAGGAGAUGACUUAACCACCAUGCAUCAAGACACUACAACAACUUCAGCAAGCCCAAAAGAAUCUAUGAAUGAAACCAUUAGGGAAGAUACGAUCGCACUGUCGUCUAUAGAAGCUGCUACCAACAAUAGCACUGAAGGAAAUAUGGAACUUGCUAUGAAUAACAGCACAGAGGGAAACAUGGAAUCCAUGAAAUCUGCUGCUGUUGACAAAGCCGCUGAUACCAUUAAGGAAACAAUGGAAGUUCUUCUGAAUAGCGGCACUGAAGCUAUUCAGGAAAGUACAGAAGUUCCUAUGGGAACCAGCACAGAAGCAAACAUGGACGUGAUGGAAACUGCGGCUGUUAGCAACGCUAGUGAAACUCCUAAAGAAGUUAUGGAUGUACCGAUGAAUAACAGCACUGAAACUAUUAAAGAAGCAAUGGAAAAUUCUGUGCUAAACAGCACCGAAACAAACAUAGAAGCUACGGUUCCCGCAGUUAUCAAUAAUAUCACUGAACCAGUAAUGGGCGCAGUGAAUGAGACAACCAUAGAAGCUGAUGUAAACAGCUCAACAGAUAUGCAGGACGAAUACAAAGUGCGAGAAUUUUCAGUUGCAGAUGUGACAACAACAGAAACACUCUUUGUCACGCCCAGGCCUACCCCUAUUGGCCCAGUUGAACCAAUCGAGUCCGAUGAAGACUUAUCGGUGGCGCCUCUGGAAAGCUUCAACAGCAUUUCCGCUGAAGACCAAAGCGUUAUGGAUAAGUUCCGGCCUCUGCCAGAAAUGAGCAGCGAAAGAAACGAGAUCGAGAAAAGUUCCCCUACUUAUGAGAAAAUCGAUAGCAAAGACCUAUUUAAUCCAAACCUCAAAGAGCAACUAGAUUCAGCUUCAAAUGAAACCAUCAUCCAAUCGGAGCCCGAGGAGUUGAACAGCACUUCUGCUUCCCCCAACGAAAUCAAGCCGGUUACCGAAGAUUUUUCCAUAUUCAGCUUCGCCAGGUGUUCAACCGGGCAAUUCCAGUGCAUUAACGGAACGGCAAUUAAGGAUGGCAGCUACUGUAUCCCGGCUAAUGAUCGAUGCGAUUCAGUGAUGGAUUGCAGCGAUGGCUCUGAUGAACUCGGAUGCAUUGAAGAACGAUGCCCAAACAAUUUCCAGUGUGCAAGCGGCCAGUGCUUGAAGAGGCACUUGGUGUGUGAUGGAAUAGUGAAUUGCAACGACAGUAGCGACGAAUCAGGAUGUGAGAGUUGGACGUGUAACUUUGACGAGUUUGUUUGCAAGGAAGGAAAGCGCUGCUUGCCACUAUCCUGGAAAUGUGACGGGCGAACUCAGUGCUCAGAUGGAUCAGACGAGCAAACUUGCCACAUGACUCAGUGUCAGAACAACUCGUUCCAUUGCAGUGAGCAGGAUUCCUGUAUUCCAGAAAGCUGGAGAUGCGAUGGAAAAGCGGAUUGCGGCAAUGGAGAGGACGAGAAGCUUUGCGAAUGCAACAGCGAGCAAUUUAAGUGCCAAACAGGUGGAGGAUGCAUCGACCAGAAUCUAAGAUGCGAUGGAAUUCCUCAGUGUGCUGACCGAUCAGAUGAAUGGCAGUGUCUGGCUUUGAGCCGAAUUGGAGAUGUUGAUAAUAUACUACAGGUUCAAUUUGAAAACAACACCUUCUCGCCAAUUUGCCUAGACGACAAUGAGUGGAAUGGAACCUACGCCACAAUGGCUUGUCAAAGCCUUGGAUUUUCCGACUCUAUCCAACUGAAAACUGUGGAAAAACCAGUCGAUCUCCAGUUUGCGGCGUUUUAUACUCUAGAUGUGAAAGGGCAUGUCGCCCCUUUGUUAUCCCAGUUCACCCGAGUGGAGAAUGCCAGUUGCAGUAAAAUCGCCUCUCUUCAAUGCCAAGAGUUCUCUUGUGGAAGCAACAAUGAAGAACGUGUGCCGCAAGCCCGAAUAAUCGGAGGCAAUAAGGCGGCAGCAACGCAAUGGCCGAGCCUCACUUUGCUCUACGACAAGAAACGAAACAUUCAAUGCACGUCCACGCUUAUUGCGCCCAUGUGGGCCAUUGCCAGCUACUCCUGUGUGGCGUCCAAAGACAAUUCGAUUCCCGAUGGCAAAGAGUGGGUUUUAUAUGCGGGCAGCACAAAUUUCUUCAACUCAGUCGACAAUUCCAGCACGCAAGUUGGCCUUGUCAAGGAAAUAAUUCCUCACCCUCAGGCCAAAUUCUCCCAUUAUGAAUUCAUCAACGAUUUGGUGCUCGUCCAGCUUUCGAAGCCAUUCAUUUUAGGUAGAAACGUGAGCACCGUUUGCUUACCAAGCCACGACAUUGAACCGAGACAGUUGUGUGUUUUAUCUGGAUGGGGCAUUAACAAGCCUGGCGAUCCCGAUAAGGAGCAAUACCUCCACUACUUGCCAGUUCCUAUCAUUGAGAAUUCCGAAUGCAACUCGACUAAACACUACAACGGAUUGAUGAAUUCCGAUAAGAUUUGCGCUGGAUAUACUGACUCAGAAAAAUCUCCCUGUUACAACGAUGAAGGAGCGCCCUUGAUGUGCUUCUCUGAAAAAGAGAACCGAUGGGAAUUGCAAGGCGUUCUGAGCCAUCACGAGAAUUGCGGCAUCAGCAAACACCCGGCCGUCUACUCAGCACUGAACUUGAAGCUCAGAAGAUGGAUUACCAGUACCAUUGGAGAGGCCCUGAACGAAACGACGUGAUACGAUUGAAGGCCCCUCCGAGAGCUGUGAUUAAUUAACAUACUACUUGUAUAGACUGUAAAAUAUUUAGCAAUUUGGUAAAUUGAGCAUUGAAUGGAUUCGGUUUUUAGCUCAAUGCGGCAGCCAAAAAUGUACAGUUUUAAGUUUUUCUGCGUCUGCCACCAAACUGAAGCUUAAACACUGUUUUUUCACCUAAUAUGAAAACGCUCAAAUAUCAGGUAGAGUUGUAGGUAUCAUCUAUAAUGUUAAAAAAAUACAUAAAUACAUAAAACAUUUUUAAACAUUCCAAAUUUUAUAUUUUAUUUAGUAUUUAACAAAAAAACGUUUAGUAGCUGAGUUGACUAUUUAUAAAUUAAUUUUUCAACUGUAGAUUUCGUAGAAAUCUAAACUGAGACUCAAGAUGGAAAACAAAAAUGUUUGCUUAAUUUACCCUUUUAUUGAAACCAUGUAAACCCACACAGCUACUCUUACGACUAAGAUUACCAAUGCGGACCGCUUAGCAACUCAACAACAGAAACUAGAAGUUUCUAAGUUGGCGAUAAUCCCUCAUAAUUCCUGUAAAUAUUGUAUAUUUAUAAGUUGUUAUCUAUUCCUUGAUAGUUUAAGACUAAAAGUUAGCAAUUCUAUUGUUAUAACACUUAAUUAAAUGCUAAGAAAGCCCGUCCCAACAUGUUGCUAGUCAAGCAUCGCGUGCCAAUGUGCAAAUACAAUGGGAGUUGUUUUUUUUUUCACCAUAAUACCGUGUAUAUAUUUGCAACUUUUAUACUUCUAUUAGUAACUGUAUUAAACUUAAGGUAAAUAAACGAAUAAAAUUAAUUAACGUAG